Cavenderia fasciculata is the source of this 453-nucleotide messenger RNA. RefSeq names its product histone H2A (gene H2AZ). NCBI's taxonomy places the organism in Eukaryota, Evosea, Eumycetozoa, Acytosteliales, Cavenderiaceae. Gene Ontology annotation, molecular function: structural constituent of chromatin; protein heterodimerization activity; DNA binding. Gene Ontology annotation, cellular component: nucleosome. Bases 1 to 453 code for a protein of 150 amino acids. The transcript is spliced from 2 exons. The record is from RefSeq and is a predicted model, not a curated record.
AUGUCUACUGCUCCAGAAAAGAAAGUUGCCAAGACCCCAGCUGCUGCUGCCCCAAAGACUGCUGCUAGCGGAAAGAAAAAGGCUACACCAGUGACCAAGUCUACCAAGGCUGGUAUUUCCUUCCCAGUUGGUAGAAUCCAUCGUAUGCUCAAGGAGAGAGUACCAACCAAGAGAGUUUCUGUGUUGGCCUCUGUCUACUUGGCUGCCAUCCUCGAAUACUUGACCUCUGAAGUUCUCGAACUCACCAUCUCCACCUUGAAGGAACACAAUGUCCGUCGUAUCUCCCCAAGACAUUUGUUGCUUGCCAUCAAGACCGACGAGGAAUUGGACUCACUCAUCAAGGCCACCACCACUAUCGCCGGUGGAGGUGUCUUGCCACACAUCCACAAGAACCUCUGGAAGAACGAAAAGACUGGUACCCACAAGAAGGGUACCAAGGCUGCUGCCAAGUAA